AAUUUUCAAUAUUUUUCACCCUCCAAUAACACAAUACGAUAAGAUAAGCUCACAAAAAAAGACUCAAGCUUACACUAACCUCUAUCACUCACCAUGGAAACAACACUCCUCUCAUCAUUCCCAUCUUCAAAUUCAUCUCAAACCCUAACCCAAUUCCGCUCAUUUCAAAACCCAUUUCCCAUCUCAACUCCCUUCAAAAAACCCAUAUUUUACAAACCAAUUUCAAUCAACUCCGCCAUUUCAAGAACCCGAAAAGAAGAGACAGUCGAAACGGUCAGAACCCAGUUAGAGAAUUGCUACCUCGUAGCAGCCAUCAAGUACACAGGCUUUACAGUGAAGCAGUUCCAAGAAUUGAGACGGGCAUUGCCCGAAUCAACCAAGCUUCUCGUCGCGAAAAACACGCUGGUUUACAAGGCCAUUGAAGGCACUCAAUGGGAGGCUCUGAAGCCCUGUAUGAAGGGCAUGAACGCGUGGCUUUUCGUUCACACGGAGGAGAUUCCUGAGGCGUUUAAGCCUUAUAGGAGCUUUCAGAAGGAGAAAAAGCUGGAGGAUAAUGAUUUUACGGGGGCGGUUUUUGAAGGGAAGUUUUAUGGGCCUGGGGAGUUUAAGCAACUCGAAACUAUGCCUUCGAGAGAGGAGAUUUAUGCGAAGAUUUUGGGGGCGUUGCAGAGCCCUGCAAUUGGGUUGGUUAGUACUUUGCAGGCUCCUGCUAGAGAUGUGGUUAUGGUGCUUAAAGCUUAUGUGAAGAAGCUGGAGGAUGAGAGUGGUGGUGGAGGGCAAUAGUGGCAUUGAGGUGAGUGUGAUUUUGUUGUUGUGCAAUGUGAAAAAGAUUUGAUUUUGUUGUUUUUGGAUUCUUGUAGUAAAGUUAAUGAAUUGAGAAUUCAAUUUAAGUUGUAGAAUUUUGUAUAAUUCUAAUUUGGUUGGUGAUCUUGAA
This is a messenger RNA of Mercurialis annua (annual mercury), 934 nucleotides long. Its product is annotated as 50S ribosomal protein L10, chloroplastic-like. NCBI's taxonomy places the organism in Eukaryota, Viridiplantae, Streptophyta, Magnoliopsida, Malpighiales, Euphorbiaceae. The record is from RefSeq and is a predicted model, not a curated record. The transcript has a single exon. The coding region runs from base 94 to 783 and encodes 229 amino acids. Gene Ontology annotation, molecular function: structural constituent of ribosome. Gene Ontology annotation, cellular component: large ribosomal subunit. Gene Ontology annotation, biological process: translation.